CUUCCUUCCGGUACCGGCCAAUUUUCCCCGGUGCCCGCGGUCCAGUUUUCCGUUAUUCCAUCGCUUCAUUUUUUUUCCCUCCCUUCUGUUUCCCGUGCAAACAAGAAACGCCGUCGCCGCCACCACUCGCAUCUCGCGAGAAUGCAGAGAGCGCCACGACAUUCUUGAUACCUGCGCCGCUGCCCACCGCCGACCGACAUCUUUCCGGCUACCGCCGCCGCGAUUUCAAUUCAUCUUUUCCCCGCCGGCAAACGCGAAUUCAUACAUAUAUUGCAGGGGAGACUGCUGCUGCCACAUUAAUUGUGUGUGUGGUUGGAAAAGCGUUAUAUUUUUCUCACUAAUUCGGCUUCGAAGAUUGAAAAUUCCGCCUAUAUAUAAGCUUUCGGAGCCUUCGAGGCAGCGAGCAGCUCCCCCGGGCAAUCUAGUGAGGUCCAAGGGAAAAGCAAGCCCUAUUGUGAUCUUCGCAGAGAAUAGUAGUGUUUCUCAAACUUCAAGAUGAACCCACAGAAUAAUCAAGGCUCUAGCUCUUCAGCACCAGUAGACGCGCCUCUGAAGCGCAAGCGUGGUCGCCCACGCAAAGACGAGACCCUGCCCCAGGUAGAAUCCAUGUCUUCUCUGCUCGGAGGGUUCGACCAUACGAGAAGAAACAACCUGCCUUUCAGUCUGAGCAUCCCUAGUGGCAAUAGCGGGGUGGUGACUGAUCAGGCACAAGCUGGAAGCAACAUGAUCGGCCAACCAGUUUCCGGCGUCAUUGAUGGCAAAUUUGAUGUUGGGUAUCUUCUCAAAGUCAAGAUAGGUGACACUGACACUUACAUGAGAGGAGUUGCAUUUAUCCCAGAACGAGUUGUUCCUGUCACCGCCUCUAAUGAUUUGGCCCCACAGGCGAGAAUGUACACAAGGACCGAGGUCCAAAUCCCGUCUCCGGCACCAGCAGCACCACUUCAGCCUCAGGUCCAGGGAUCUAUUCCAUCGUCGUCGGAGCGAAUUGUAAAGCAAUCUGCUCACCAACCCAACGCUGCUGCUCAGCAAUUCGCUCCAGUUAUGCUACCUCUCACUGACAAAUUCCAAGCAGCAAGUGGUGUGGGACCUUCUGCAGUUGGGAAAAUGAUAUCACAGCAAGUCUCAGAUUCAGCAGCUGCUUCCAUUUCGAUACAGUCAGCAAGUGGCGCGGUUUCCAAACAGGAUGAGUUACUGCGAGAGUUUGAUGCCUCGACAAGAAAAGUUACUGAUGAAAAAGGACCAGGUGCCCCCCCUGCAGCAGUUACCACCUUGGGUGUUUUGCCAGCCAGCAGAACUGUCAGUCUCGAUCUUCAAAUCCAGCACCAAUCCGAUGGGCUUAAAGCUAGUCAAUCAGCACCAGCCUUGGCCACAGAUGAAGGGAAAAUCACAAGCCUGGAGCACAUCCAGCCUCCUCCUGCGAUCAGCAUACCGGGAAGUGGAAUCUUCUCUUCUCAAUCCAUGAGCAUGUGCUUAGGCAGCCCAACUUUCCCAGGGAAAGCUGCACCACCAGAGUUACCUUCUGCUGCCCCAAAGGUUACUACCACCGACACUCCAUCCCUCCACCCAAAUGGUGGUGCUGGUGGCCUUGUGGGCAACGUUGCUCCAAUCCCCGAACCAGAUGCUAUGCCCAAGCCUGAUUCAGAGGGAUCUUCUGCUGCUCUUCAGAAAAUACUGGAAUCCCAGUUCGGCUGUUCAUCUGUUGCUCCGAUGGAGCUGUUCGAGAAAGAGAGUGCUGCUGCUGCCACAACUGAACCGAAGCUUGGACACAAUAGUAACGUUCUGCCUGGAGUGAGUGAGCCUCAGCUCUGCAAUGCUACCCCUAGUGCAAGUGUGGACUGCAAUAAUAUCAAAGAUGCUGCUGCUAUUCCAGCGACGGAGUCUUGAGGGGAUAAAGCGUCAUGGAACGAUUUUAUGGUGCUUAGGAUAAGAGGAACUAUGAAUAAGUAAAGCUCAAUGCUUUCAUACAUGCUGUAGUUUAGGCUUACCAUUAGAUAUCUGAAAAAACCACAGCUUAGUUUUUCUUUUAUUUUUUUGUUUAAUGAAACCGCAGCUUAGUUUUUGUGUCAAUGGUCAGAUGUUGGUUGCCUUCUCUAACCAAGAUUUUUGUGUUUCAUCCCUGAAAGUUCUUACAUUUCCCAUCCUCACGUGGGUUUCCCAGUCUAAAUGUUCAAUUUAUU
Linum tenue is the source of this 2177-nucleotide messenger RNA. The record is from the annotation of a GenBank genome assembly. Lineage: Eukaryota; Viridiplantae; Streptophyta; Magnoliopsida; Malpighiales; Linaceae.